AUGAAUUGUACAAUCGCUUCAAAGCGAAUGCUUGCAGACUUAUUCGCUGCAAUAGCAGAGCUUGAGAUUAAAUGUGAAAUGGCAAGGCUAAAUUUAGCAGAGAACCCAUUCUUUGAGCCAUUCAAUACCUUCACUAUUCUUGAUAUAGAGAAGCAUGGUCAACUCAGAGAUGCUGACAUAUUCAACUUUUGUUUAGAAAAUGGUAUUCCCUGCAAUUAUGGUGAUGCUUCACUCUUGAUUGCUCAAUACGAUGAGAAUAGCAAUGGGAAACUAUCCUUCACUGAGUUUACUCAAUUCGCUCUUCCUGCUACUAAUGGAGCAUUGAGAGAAAAGGCUGCCUCAAGAGACUAUGUUCCAGAUAAAACAGCUAGCCAGGUCUUACCAUCAGACUUAUGUGUGUUGAUAGCAGACCUUUUCGCAGCAGAGCUAGAUUUCCAAAGAGUCACAGGGAUGAUCAAGCAAGACCUAAAUUUGAGAGUUGAUUUCACAACCAAACAUGCCUUUGGCUGGAUGGAUAUCUCCAAACCUCUCGGAGGUAUUGACAGGCACGAUAUCAGGCAGUUUGUUGAUUACCAUGCAAGGUAUCUGAACGAAGAAGAAUUGGAUGCUAUUAUCCGUAGAUGUGACACUGACGGAGAUGAAUCUAUUUCAUACUUGGAAUUCCUUGAAGUUGUCCAAGGAAUUCAAUCAAAUAUUCCUACAUUCUCUAAAGCCAUUUCUUACGAAAGAGAAAGAUUAUCAUCUCCUAUAAGAGGAGUUCAUGUCACUACAACUUAUCAUUCUCCUGGGAGGAUCAGGCCAGAGCCAGUUGUUACCACAGUUGAGAGAAGUCCAGGAAGAGUAUCAACUACUACAAGAAGCCCAGGAAGGAUCACUACUGUAAACAGAAGUCCUAUGAGAGUUAAAACACAUCACUUCUCUCCUCCUAUAGCGCAUGUUCAAUACUCUCCUUAUAAGGAAGUGAGGACCCAAGUUAAAGAAUCUCCAAGGCCAAGUGAUGAAAUUAGGACUUCCUCAGCAAGGCGUUCUCCUCCAAGAUAUACAGGAACAAGGGAUUCUCCAUUCAGUAGAACAGUUACUUCGUUUACCAGAAAAGACAAUACCAAGCCAUUUGGGGCUGAAUUUUUGUCAGGAAAUUCUGCCAGAGUUGAGUCAAGGUAUGUUGAUUCAGGAGCUAGAGAGCCAUUUCCAAGAGUAACCAGGAUCACAAGGUCUCCUCAAAGAGUUACCACAGUUACUCAUUCUCCAGAGAGGAUCACUAGAAUAAUUAGGUCACCUGGAAGAGUCCAUGUUAAAGAGACAAAUCAUUAUUCUCCAAGAAGCGUUCAUGUGAAGGAAUAUACGCCUUACUCGCCUUGUUCAGUGCAUGAUUAUGAGACCAGUCAUUAUUUUUCAAGAGGAUCUCAUAUUGAAGAAACCAAGCAUUAUUCUCCAUCAAGAGUCCAUGUCACAAGAAAUUUCCACAGCUCAGUGAGGCCAAGUAGUCUUCUAAAAGGUUUUGAGGAAGAGGAAUUAGCUCAAUCGUUGAUUCAACUAAUCACAGUUGAAGGAAAGCUUGAAGCAGCUAAGGAAGCAUUAGCUCAGAGACCUAAUUUCACGAUUCAUGAUGCUUUCAACAUUUUUGAUUUUUCAGGUUAUGGUAGAAUCGAACCUUUCAACGUAAAAGAUGGAUUAGCAAGAUUUGGGGUUAUGAUCACAGUCGAUGAAGCAAGGCUUAUAGUAUCAAGGUAUGAUAAAAAUAGGGACGAAUCUUUAAGAUUUGAUGAAUUUUCAGCUAUUUUCUUCCCUCUUGAUAGAGCUUUCGGAGAUAGCCUUGACCAUAGAAAUAGGAGGUUCCCAAACGGAUAUUAUCCUACUCCUGAUAUUGUUGAUCCUGUCACAAGAGAAGAUUUUGUCAGAGUUCUUAGACUUGUAGUAGAAACCGAGAAUUUGGCUGAACAUAUCAGACAGAAGCACUCAGAGAGGCCACUUUUUGAUAGAACUGAUGCUUUCGAUGCUAUAAAUAGGUUCGGAUCUCAGAGCAUCACCCAAGGAGAUUUUCAAGAUCUCCUUGCUAGACAUAGAUUCUUUGCUACAGACAAAGAACUUGGCUCUCUGAUGGACAGAUUUGAUAAGACAAAGAAAGGCUCUGUCGCCUAUAGUGAGUUCGUGGACGAAAUCACUCCUCAUUCCCCAGUCAGGUAUUAAUUUAUGUGAUAAAGGAUUUCAAAAA
Molecule: messenger RNA, 2212 nt
Organism: Moneuplotes crassus
Lineage: Eukaryota; Ciliophora; Spirotrichea; Euplotida; Euplotidae
Source: the annotation of a GenBank genome assembly